AUGCUGCUCCUUAAAUUUGUCUUCCUACUGUUCUUUCUGGUGCGGCACUGCUCGGCUGGUCCGAUCACUCGCUUUUUUUCUCCUGCCCCGGACUCUGCGUCUUCUGCGUCGCAGCUCUCGCAGCGGGAUACUGCUCAAGACAACCAUGAUAUUGGGAUCGUGGUCACCCCAAUUACUCCCACUUGGCCAGAGACGAGCACUACUACUACUGCUACUACUACCACAGUUUCCAAGGUCACGCCUAGCAAGCCGGGAAACGCGGUGUAUUUGACGUAUCCCUGGGACCUCCACUCAUAUCCGGAGACCACUACCACUAUCACUACAACUACCGAGACGAUGAAAACUACGCACGCUACGUCCACAUCUUCUUCUCAUUCAGCUUCAACCAAAUCUACUACUGCAAGGUCGAUUUCAACCAGCACGGUUUCUCAGGUCACGCCUACGAAGCCGGGACACGCGGUUUACCUGACCUAUCCCUGGGAUCUCCACUCGUACAAGGAAACCGAUCCUACGACCACGACCGCUACCACUACCACGAGCACAAAACCGUCUUCUUCCAAGAUUACAACAACCAGCCACGUACAUAUCAUCACUAGCCCCGUCAUCGUCUGGGUCACAGCCAAUACCUCGGACGCUAGUAUGAAUUUUUGGGAUACAAAGCCCAGCGCGGUGCCAGACGUGGAUAACAACCCUAUCGUUGAUUCUCCGAGCACUACCACCGAAACUACACCCAAGACCACCACCACCACUACCACCACCACCACCUCCACCACCUCCACCUCCACCUUCACAACUAAAUCUCACCACUCGGACAAUGAGGAUGUAGUGACUCUCACAUCUACAUCCACCAUUGUGGUUUAUGAGUCUCCGACCUCGACGCACACGGUGUCAUCUGUUUCGACGAAGAACGUAGAUACGGAUCCUGAAAACUCGGGUGGAACUGGAUCUGGAUCUAAGGCUGCCUCUGGACCUCUCUCGGAGUCCACCUCGAGCUCUGGUAGCUCUGGAUCGGGUUCAGGGGAUGAUACAACUUCCAACUCUAACUCUAAUUCCGCCUCCGGGUCCAAAGCUACUGAUUCCGAUUCGAACUCUGGCUCCGGCUCUGGGGAAAAUGACUCGGGUAUCCUGUCUGUCGUCCCUAUCACACCGUCGAACUAUGCUGUGGCCGGUACAGUGACUAGUACGAAGACUGUUGUGGUAUCUUAUCCAGUCGAAACCACGGUGGUUCACACAGUGAUUUCCCGGUUUCCUUAUAUUACGACUAAGACGGAAUCGACCACGGUAACUCAUACUGAAACAGAAACGGCCACGGUAACUCGCACCAAAGAAUGGGUAAUGCAUGAGCCGGGUACUUGCUCAAAUAUCACCUAG
Molecule: messenger RNA, 1371 nt
Organism: Penicillium lagena
Lineage: Eukaryota; Fungi; Ascomycota; Eurotiomycetes; Eurotiales; Aspergillaceae
Exons: 1
Coding region: 1-1371 (456 amino acids)
Source: RefSeq, a predicted model, not a curated record